AACACGGACACCAGCACAGGUACGGCUGUUUUGUACUGAGGAAUGUCGCACAGGUAGAGCUCACCAAGGGUUUCUUAUUGAUUUCCGUCCGACUUUGUCAAAUCAAUAAAAAUCGUAUCAGCGUGUAGUAGCCGCCUUUGCUUUGUGAUUAGAUUAUAAGUCCAGCCCAUGUCUGCUGGUCAGACAGGUAUGGACAUAAAACCAGCGACUCGGGCAGGGUCAUGACGCAUCCCCCCACAAGACCCUCAUUGGGUCAAACCGGAACCAGUAAAGUAGAAGCGUUUAGGAUACAUCGUCUGCCAUGUUUGUAUUCAAACGAAUUUCAACAAUAUUGAAACAGUGAUAUAGCUUUGUUUACCUACCCGUCCUAAGGCCUGUACUGGGAAUGUGACAGCCACUCGGACAGAUAUGGUGGACGUGGAGAAGUUUUACCGGGAUAAUUUGUGUUUAUUUAUGUGAGAGGUACGAUUUUAAACUUUAAAAAGACAUUUUCAACGACGUGAGUGUAGGGGAGCGUGACUGGACAUUCUACUUUGAGUAAUCAGAGAUGGGAUCACGUUUGUGUUUACCACUGACAGUGAAAAGACAUGGAUUUCUACACGUUGGAGGUGGUUGACACAUGGCCAUGUAGGCACUCUAUAUAUCACAACAUGCGGGACACUAAAUACCUAAAUAGGUAUACCCGAUCUAGGUUUCGGACAUAAAUAUUGACAGUAUACGCAGUUCAAACAAAGAUGGCACCGAAAUAUAUCACUUUGGCUUUGCUUCUCCUCAUUUCCCAGCUGACCUUGUUGGGAUAUCGGGUGGCUGGUCACGAGCAGUGUAGGGCAAGUCCCUAUGAGAUAAACGCAGGGGCCAAUGCCAUGUUUGCCGUAAUCAUGAGCACGCGACAGAGCAUGGGUACUGGUGAGUGUGGAAGUAUCUCAAGUGGGGCCCUCCACACCAUGUCAACUAUACAGUGGGCCGUCAACAAGAUCAAUGCUGCAAACUACGUCCCUCUCAUUAACCUGGGGUUUGAUAUGUAUGACGACUGUGGUAUAGAGCGGUACAGUGCCUUUGGAGCCCUGGAUGCCGUCAGUACAAAGUUCCCCAAGGAUAUCCGCGAAUGUUAUGGCGACGGGGCCUAUGAACUGUUUCUCGGUGUCCUCGGAACGUCUCGGAGUCAGACCACUUACAACGUGCUCAAAAUGCUGGGAAGCAAUAUUCCAGUAAUAAGUCCGUUCGCAACACUUCCUGAACUGGCAAACUUUCCGAACUUUCUCCGGACAACUCCUGCGGACAAUGACCAGGUCCAGGUGGUUAUACAGCUACUGAAGGAUCUGAACUGGACGUACAUCGCGGCUCUCCAUACUAACGACAACUACGGCUCCAGUGGCAUGGAGAAGAUAUUGCAGCUGGCUCGAGAAAACGGUAUAUGUGUGGACGUGGUUCAGGCUAUCAACUCUACCGAGAACUUUGCUAAUAUUGCCACGCUCGAGAAUUUCUUAAAGGUACUCACUCAUCAAAAGGAUCAGGCGAAGAACAAAAAACUAGGCAUUGUGUAUUUCGGCCAAAAGAACGUGAUUGAAAGGUUGCUGAUCAGACUAAAUCAGUUACUUACAAUAGAGUAUAGAGGUUUUCACUGGAUCAUGUCUGACUUUGUGGGCACGAGCGUAGAGGUUUUCAAUGACGCGGAUGACGUUUCUGACGGGACCAUUACAGUGUCUACAUCAUCAGUGAUGAUAGAAGAGGCACAACAAUUCUUCGAGGAAAAGUGGCACGCAGCAUUAACAAUUACUAAUAUGUCUUCGCCUCUGGACAAACUGAUAGCCGAAUACAGGGCGGAGAAUCCCACUGCGGAGAUCGAAUGGAGGAACGAUUUUAUCAUGCCUAUAGUGGACGCUGUGUAUGUCAUAGCAACAGCUCUCAAACAAGCAUUGUUCAAGAAAUGUAGAAACUAUACUAUUAUUUGUGUUGGAUUUGAAGAUUAUCUGGAUAGUGAAUUCCUAACUAUUAUGAAGAACACUAGUGUUGAUUACGGUAAUUUGAACUAUACCUCUGGACCAAAGGAACUCGUGGACCUUGGACGUCAGGUUCGAUUUGAUCGCCAUGGUAACAUCCUCCCGGAUAGGUCCAGUCCACUUUAUGAUAUAAAUAUGUACAAUGUGACGAGGAAAUCAUUUGUCAAGGUGGGAACCUACAAAAACUAUACAUUGUCAUUGAAUUCAUCACUCAUCACGAGCCACCAGCUAUUGUCAUCAUGUGCUAGUAACUGUUCCAAUUGUACCGUCCUCCCUCCUAUACAUUACAAAUACCUUGAUGGUGAUGUGAUUCUUCUGGGAAUGUUUUCUAUCCAUGACCCAAAGGAUGAAGAACAUGCAUUUUCAUGUGGAAAGUUUCGAAAUUACUCAUUAGAUGUAAUAGUGCAGGAAUCUUUUUUUCAUGCCAUAUAUCGGCUUCGGAACCUCACAGGGAUCGAGUUCGGUGGACUUGCCUUCGAUGAUUGCUACACCUCGACCGUAGGCAGUAUGAUAGUCACCCAGUUCCUGUCAGGAACCACUGCUCUAACGUUUGGUUCCGCUGGAGAAAAUAUCGACCCCACAAAAGUGCUGGGAGUUAUCGGCCCUUACCCGAGCGGUGUGACAGUUCCAUUGACGCAUUUGUUCACUCGUUUGAAGCUCCCAUCGGUUUCAUAUGCUUCUUCAUCUCCUGAUCUUGAUGACGUCAUAAACUAUCCCUACUUUUUAAGGACAGUUCCGAGUGACGUCACACAAGUUGGAGCCAUGGUUAAAAUUAUAGAACAUAUGGGAUGGAAACGGGUUGGAAUGAUAUACGUAAACAAUAACUAUGGAAGUAAGGGCAAGGCGCUGUUUAUGGAGAAGGCGGCUUCCAGUGGGAUAUGUGUGACCACUCCCAUAGAAAUGUCAGAAUCGGGGAACCAGAACGAACUCUAUCAGAUAUCUUUAGACAUAAAGAAGAAAGGAGAGGAAGUGAUAGUGUACUUUGGAACGGAAGGCAGGAUCGUCGACCUACUGAAGGAAAUGAAGAGGAGAGUGGAACAGAACUCCUUUCAGUAUGACUUCGUAUUUCUGGCCAGUGAGGAUUGGGGAGACAGCAUGAACAUCGGUUCUAACCUUGGAAGUGUGGCCAAAGGAGCCAUCAGCUUUAAGUUUGCAAUCAAAUCCGCAGAUGUUGGAUUUGAAGAUUAUCUCCGAAAUAGAGAACCUGUUUUGGAAGAUACAAAUACAUGGUACCGGGAAUAUUGGAGGGAGUAUUUUAAGUGUGAUCCAGAGGGGGAUUUCGAUAAAAGGAUUGGGACACCGUGUCGCAAAGACUUACAAUUCUCUAAACGGAACAUAUCGAACUUCGUUGACGACCAGCGGGUGAUUCACACAAUGAAUGCUGUGUACGCCCUUGGAUUGGGACUUAAUAAAGUUAAGGAUCGGUGUCCACAAGACAGUCUUCGUGGCUGUAAAUAUUUGAAGGAACAACCGGAGGAAGUAGUGAAUGAAAUCCAUAGCAUCGAGCUGCAAUCCGGCAGUGAAAAUUUCUUCGUCUUUGACGAAGAAGGCAAUGGAAAUAUGGGGUUCACAAUUCUUAAUCUUCAGGCUGUCGGUCCGAAUGUAUACGAUUAUAUAGAGGUUGGUACCUAUAGACCCGGAAAGUUGGAACUUUCCAAGAACCUAUUGAAAUUUUACAAUGAUAAUGGUUCUGAAAAGGAAAUAACAGCUCCGUGUGGCGCAUUGUGUGAAUGUUUUGUGUCGACUACAUUCACAACUCCGGAAGUGACAACACAGGCGCCAACCAGUGGGCCAAUCGCUGAGUAUAAUACAUCCACCAUCGUCAUCAUUGCUGUCGCGUCAUCAUCGUGUCUCCUCUUAGUCAUCCUCCUGAUCAUUGUCGUCGUAUGUUUCUGUAAAUUACGACGGGGACCCAAUGAUUCAAGUCCAUCUAAGCCUUUCAAGCGAUACUACAACACGUCAAGUGAGCCCUCAGGAGGGGGUAUCAGCCAGGUCAGCAAGCCACCCUCCGAAAUCCAGUUUGUCAACCCUCAAGGAAUGAGCAGUGACAUCAAACACAUGGGACCAGUGUCGAAAUACGAUGGUCAAUCAAAAAGUGGCCUAUCUAAUGGACAAAAUGGCGGUCAGGUGAACAGGGCUUUCUCUGAUCCCUACUUACACCCAGCCACAGGGUCAAACAGUAGUGAACAGAUGUAUAGACAGCAGACCCCUAUGUCUGAGGGGUAUGACCAAGGUAUAAACGAUCAGAGGAGGAACGCAUCUCCCGUUAGGUACAGGAACAGAGAAACUGUAGCGAAUACACCAUCUCCCAGGCAGGAAUCCAGUAACCCUAACUAUCGUCCUCAAUUACCCCCAAGGGAGGAAGGAAUUCCAAACCUUAAACAAUACCAGUUGCCUAAUGGCUAUCCAAGAAUGGGAACGAGUCACGUGACUAACGGUUCACCACCUGUUGGGAAUUCACCAACAGGUUCUGAUCACGCUCUUCUUAACAUUUUAGUAGGUGAUAACAAUGUUAACCAAAAUGAUGACUCUCCCGUGUUCAAUAUGUCGGAUCCGGGAUCGCCAUUCGGGGAAAUGCAGGAACGAGACCGGAAGUCACAGUUCGCGUCGCUUAAGAAAAAGCAAAAACGCUUAUAUAACCAGACUGCUAUGGAAGCUACACAAUCUGUGGAGAAGAUAUCUCGUGUGUAGCACAAUUCAAUACCACAUAACCCACGGAAGAUAUUUAGAGUAUGGCAUAAUAUCUUUUUUGACUUAUCGGUUGAAACAACCGGGUGUUGAAUGUCAUGUUUAGCUGUAAGCUGUAUGGUAUUGUUACACAAGUGCGUGUUUAUAUAUUAAUAUGUAAGCCAGUGUUCAUAAUGUUUACUAUAUAAAUGGAGUUUUAUAUACUGGGGAUGUGAGCCAGGGUCUGCGUUUUAAUGUCAAAAUGUUCAACAUUUUACAAACGAUUAAUGUUCUCAAAUGUUCAAUACGUUACAUUUAAAUCAAGUUCUUCAGUUUUAACCUAACGAUGUUGCACCGUUUAUCGCAUAAAAUCCUACCUGUAGCCGCUCUUCCGAACUAUAGCGACUGCCAGUUUGAUUUAGUAUAAGUCAGGCGAGUAUCGCCCUUGGGCUAUAUUUUACAUUUGUUGCAAUCGUGAUUUGUAGAUUCAAUUUCUUUUACUAAGGGAGAUAACUUCGACAGUAUCCUACUGUGAAAUUUAAUUCACAUUAUCACGUUGGUCAGGAAAUAGAUCAAAUAACGUGAUUAUAGACUUUCUUUGUUUACAUAAUUGGUCCUGUUAUACUUCAUUGUUUUCGUUGAUUUGUUUAACUCUUUCAAGUAAACGUUCACUAUGCAAGAAAAGGUAAUAAAUGGUGCUAUAUAAUCCCCUAGUUCGUGUUAAGUCCGAGUUGUGUACAAAAUAACUGUGUAUUUUGAGAAAAAUGAGUACAUUAACAUUUGCUGAUAUUCUGAAUAAUUGUUUUCAAAAUCUGAAAUCAUUCCGUCGCAUUUGAAAGAAUUUUAUGCAAAUAAACUACCAGAGAUAAACCAUGUUUUGAAGUUUUAAGAUUGUGUGUAUAUAAAAGUAUGCCGAGUAAGAUGAUACCCUCAAAUGUCAGUUACCAAUGUUGUUACAUGUGCACAAAUUUCUUACCAAAGACAUUAACUUUUUAUAAAAGAAUUUAAAAGAUCUAUCGUACAGAAGUCUGUUGCGAUUUAACAUAUUUUUGUUAUCCAUACGCAAUGUUCGUGUUUAUAUGUUUGAUAAUGUAUGUUAGUAGAUGUUAAUGAAUCUGUUUAUACCUAAAUAAUGAUGUUUUAUAAGGAUACGGUAAUCAAGAUGGCUUAUCAUUCAGAAAUAAGUAAACAUAGUUUGUACUCCUGAAUUUGAAAGGGGAGGGGGUAAAUGAUUUAUUUAAUUUACUUAGAAAAUGAAGACCUGAAAAUAUUCAAGAAGUUAUACACGUAGUGUAUGUGGGAAGGAGAGAAAGAUAUCUGUCUAUUCAAGAAUAAUAUAACAUUAUUAACUUUAGGAGAAAAGAAAUGUGAAUAACUAUUCAAGAAUAAUAUAACAUUAUCAACUAUAACUAUUCAUGAAAAAAAGAAUCAAAGAAAAUGGCUACCUAAACCAACCAAGAUUAUAUAAACACAAUAUUUAUGUAGGAAAGGGAGAUAGCUCACCAAUUCAGGAGAAAGUAAGAUUGAUUAAAGGGGAUUAGCAAGAUUGCUGACUUUAUCCAGAAUAAAAACAACAACAUUUAAUUGCAGAAACAACAUAAUAUUUAGAAAUCUAUAAAAGGUAGGCAAUUAGAACUUUGUCACACAUAUCAAUUAAAGUGAGCGCAAGAUGACAACUUAAGGUCCGAAACAGUUGAGGUUUUUACUGUUCUCUACUAUAUUAUGUUGGGUAGUUUAUUCAACUGUUGAGCGUUGCCGGGGAUUCGAAUAUCUUCAUGAUUAUUAACAAUGGUACAUAUAAUAAAUAGAUUUUGUACAUAUUAAGGAACAUCUAUUAUACUUUGUCACAAAAUUAAUGAUACUUUUGUAUUUUUAUAAAACAGAAUUUGCAUAUAUUACCAUGACAACGAUGAUUACCAUGACAACUGUACAUUUAUACUGUUAGAGACAGUCUAAUCCAUGUGUAGGGAAAGAUAUGGUGGGCAUAAAAUCAUUGUAAUAACAGUAGAAGUCUUUUAUUAAUGUGAUUGUUUUGUAAUGACUUAAUGGCUAUGGCCAACGAUAUUCUGGGUAAAAUACUGUAUGUACAUUGACAAGGUGAGGCACUACACAAUCCGCAUAUACGCGUAAUGAGGAAGGCAUAACAGUGUUUACACAAGCUAAGUGUGUCAGUAAUACUAGCUGCUCAAUUCAUUUUAAACAAUAAAUGUGUUCAAGGAAGUAUCUAAUAGCCUAUUGAAUGUAUGAAAUCCUCGUUGAAGAAAUAAAUAAUUUAAUCAAAUGUUUCUAAUAAUAAGAUAUAGUCUGUUUUACCAGGGAUCACGUUGACACGGAGUGAUUUUACCGUUCGUGGUCAGAUUGUAAUUAUGUUGUACCAGCUCCACGUGGGUGUUUGAGGAAUUACUUGAUUUUAACAUAUUUUAAUUGCAUAUUAUACACAAAUGGACUGGGCACAAGUUUUUAAACUUAUACUAAGCUCGUUCCAGAUAUUAAUCAACAAUAUACAUGCGAGUGAUGACUUGUUAGAUAUAAACAAAUUACUUAAUCGUAAAGGAUCUCUGAUAUAUCCUCAUAGAAGCAUCAUCCAUUUUAAUUGAUAUAACUCUAAUGUGUAACGGAACAUAUAAAAGUGUCUUUUACCUUGAAAUUCACGCGAGAUAUUUUGAUAUGUUGAAAGUCAGUAAGUAAUUAUUGUGACGUUAAUAAUGAGUUGGCGGGAAACGUCGAUUUAUCUUUAAUUAUACGAUUUUGAAAACAAAAACAAUGUAAAUUAAUUUUUAAUUGAUUUAUUUGACUUGAGAAUCGUUGCCCUGACAACUGGCAAUUUUCACAUGAAUAUCGUAGAUCCUAUGGCUUUACUGAAAAUGAGUAUAAAAGUGAAUUUUAAAUACAUGUAUUUCAAUGAUAGAACAUUGUUACUAACCAACGAUUUUAUUUUACAUAUUAGUUUACCUGGUUUGUAAAUAAAAUUCCAGGUUUUAAUUGAACAUUUAUGAAAAUCAAAUAUCAAUCAUUUCCACAAUUAGAUAGAGAAUCAUAUCAAAAUCAAAUAGCUUGUGUACAUAGAAUUUUAAAUACUCAUUAUUGUGAUUCCUGGUGUAAAUAUAACGUGGAGGUAGAUAAGCUCACUAAGUAUUGGAGUUAAGAUAUUAAAACACUAUCUGUGAUGUAGUAGGGAUAUUGAGCAGCACCAAGUGCCAUGUACAUUAUAUAUAACCUGAUAUAUAUUUUAUUACUUAUAUCUUAUAUAUAUAUAUAUUACACUAUUGUCUACAUACUUUAUGCAAGUAAAGAUAACUAUUGUUUGA
Pecten maximus is the source of this 7975-nucleotide messenger RNA. RefSeq lists its product as uncharacterized. NCBI's taxonomy places the organism in Eukaryota, Metazoa, Mollusca, Bivalvia, Pectinida, Pectinidae. The record is from RefSeq and is a predicted model, not a curated record. Gene Ontology annotation, cellular component: membrane. Gene Ontology annotation, biological process: G protein-coupled receptor signaling pathway. The transcript has 7 exons. Gene Ontology annotation, molecular function: adenylate cyclase inhibiting G protein-coupled glutamate receptor activity. Bases 735 to 4691 code for a protein of 1318 amino acids.